Eleginops maclovinus (Patagonian blennie) is the source of this 1010-nucleotide messenger RNA. Its product is annotated as telethonin. The record is from RefSeq and is a predicted model, not a curated record. Bases 163 to 636 code for a protein of 157 amino acids. The transcript has 2 exons. Gene Ontology annotation, cellular component: Z disc. NCBI's taxonomy places the organism in Eukaryota, Metazoa, Chordata, Actinopteri, Perciformes, Eleginopidae. Gene Ontology annotation, biological process: cardiac muscle tissue morphogenesis; skeletal muscle thin filament assembly; cardiac myofibril assembly. Gene Ontology annotation, molecular function: titin Z domain binding; protein-macromolecule adaptor activity; structural constituent of muscle.
CAGACUGCUUGGUACAGACGUUGACGACGACACAUGAUUUGAUCGCUUGUUGUGUUUGUCUCCAUUGAGUUUUAUACGGGUUAAGUCAGACAGGAGAGAAAAGAGAUACGAAAAAGGCUUGUUACAUAGAAGUUCAAUUCAAACACUCAAAACAAUCCCACAAUGCACUGUGUGAGCAGAGGCAGCUGCUACCUGGUGAACUCCUACUGUGAUCUUCAGGAGGAGAAUCAGUGGAAGAAAGAGAGCUACGAAGCAUGCUGGCUGAGCCUCGUCCUUGAAACGAGACCACAAUACAAGCUGACUCUCUCAGAAACAGACAGCGUCCGUAGAGAGAGUUAUAAGCAGCAGCAGGUGAUCCACUUCAUGGUGGAGAGGAAUCCCAGCCAAACUCUGAGGCUGGGCAGCAGCACAGGCAUGACAGAGCACCAGCUACCCUUAUCAAACACCAGCGGCUCACUUCAUACCACAACAAAACAAAAGGCAGUCAUACAAGAGAAGGUGAAUAAUGGGGAGGACAAACAGGAAGUGACUGCCAUUACUCAGGACGUCAGCAAGCCAAUCAGAGUGAACUUCAGAGCCUCCAGCCUGAUGUCCUCGCCGACGGAAACCUCCAGUCGGAUGCCGAGGAGGGAGUGAAGAGAGGAUGUGAAGGGCAUUUAAAAUUCAGAAAAUGUGCUUCUAAAUGUAUUCAGCUUAACUGGGACUUUCAGUGGGAAAAUGAAAUGAAAGUGUUGAUGAAUUGAUUUCUCAUCUUCUAUGUUAAGUAUCAUUCAAACUCCAAAAAACUACAACUCUUGUAUUGUUCUUGUGAGGAGGGUUGACUGAUUUAAAGAGUGAUUUAACUGGAUUGUAAUCUCCUAAUUCAGGCAAAUUAUUACAUUUAAGAAAUACAUUUCGGAUUGAUGUAUCCAGGAAUGAUGAUGCUUUAUUUUGCCAAAAAUGUUAAGAUAUAUGCAUACUGUACAUUGUCUUGUCAGUUGUUCCCAACAAAGUAGCAAAGCUUCUGGAAA